AUGGCCUCCGCAUCGGACAUCAUCACCUAUGUCGGCGUGCCGCUCGCAGUUUUAGGUGUUCUGCCCAUUUUAUAUACAUUUGUGCUUGCCGUGCUCACACAGAGACGGAUACGAGCCUCCCUCCUUCAUCAUGGUCACCAACCUGUCAGCACUACCCGUCCGCAAGACGGUUUCAUGAUUCGAAGUUCUCCCAUGACGAGCUUGAUUGAAGUCGAACUCCCCAGAUAUACGAUAGCACCACUGGAACGAAAUAACAAUGACUAUUGGAAGAAUACCGGACAUGGACAAGAGACGGAAAGUGAACAUCAGAGACUGCUCGAUCGUGCAGAAAGUACAUUGAGCAUGAUUGAAGAGGGCAGGGUGCGUGGGUUUCUUCGAGGUGGAAGUUGGCGGGCUUUUCAUUGGAAGAAAUUGAUCGUGGGGAGGAAACUGUACAGAAUCCAGUAUGAAGAUGAAUUAAGGGAACCGCCUGCUGAGAUUGAUUUCCCUGAGCUCGUUCAUUUUCUGCUCGACUGGGGUGCAGUGCCCGAUCCCAUGGGAUGGGAAAAGCUGAAGUCCGGAGGUCUGUGGACGCCCGCGGGAACAGUAUUGCUCAGAAAGGCAGAAGACGAAAAUGAAUCAAGAAAACACAUUGACUGGGUGUUGAGAACCAGCAUGCCCGAUGAAAGUGAUGGGAUCUUGAGUGUGACCAUUCGAUGGACCAGAGAAAUGACUGACAUAGUCGAAACCAGGGGAGUUAGCAGCCUACCUCCUGGCUGGGGUAGACUCGUACAACCUCCAAUGAUGGAACUGAGCGAAAAAGUGAGGCCAGAAGCGAAAGACCUCCCAACGAGGAUCGAAGAGAUGAAAAGUUCUAAUAAGUACAGUCGGGGCAGUACGAGCUUCCGGUUUCUCGCUGAAGAUAAUCGUGUUCAGAGACUGUUGUGGGAGCAGAAGAAUAUUGAGACCGGUUUCACGAGCGAGCCCUUCCGUACGUACGAACAGUCUCCUGCGGCUUCAUGGUUUACAUGUGCGGCAUCUGCAAUCCUGUCGCGAACCCAGAACGGUGGCGGACUAUGGGCGUUUGAAGUACCUGCAGAUGUCAGUGCUUUUGUUCGCAAAGACUCGGUUCCUUGCGGUGUGAUGGUGAUUCUUGGGCUUCUUUCAGAGAUCGAUGCGCCGGAAUGGUCAUCCGACAAGGAGACAAGCCCCGGAAACAGCGGCGCGAACCUGGCCCAGCGCCAUGGACAACGAUUCCAGGCACGCCUGGCCGCCGAGAGGCUUGAAGCAACUAUGGCCCCUGAACAAGCCAGGGUGCACAAGAUGAAUCGUGAAGCCGCCGAACGCCAACAACAGCACAAUGACAUGCUUUCAGCCAUGUCGGAGCGGCAAGCGCGUGAGGAGCGAAGACUGAGGGAAGCAAUAGCAAGUCCACGAAUGAGCACAAAGGCGGUCGGAGAAGCUUGCCUUGGCUGGCUCAUAGAACAGGGCGAAAUUGGCCGCGAAUGGACCCUUGUUCAAGCGGCCGAGGCAAUCUUGUAUCUCAUCGUGGUCGAUCAAAGCAAGAGCGAGGAAGGGGAAGCACGGAAAGUUGUGAAAGUCCUUGAGGAGUGGCUUGCUUGGUCCAUGGCUGGCGGCAUGAAGCAACAGCAAGUCAAGAUGCUGCAAGUGAACAAGUCAGCAUUCUGCAGUGCGGCUGUUUUGGCUGCCGUCAUCUUCGAAAGUGUGUCUUCCAACGCAACGAUUAGUAAAGCUGGGGCAGACAUGUUGGAAUGUAUCCGGUUAUGGAGGAAAGUAAGACUAGGAUAG
Molecule: messenger RNA, 1788 nt
Organism: Exophiala aquamarina CBS 119918
Lineage: Eukaryota; Fungi; Ascomycota; Eurotiomycetes; Chaetothyriales; Herpotrichiellaceae
Exons: 1
Coding region: 1-1788 (595 amino acids)
Source: RefSeq, a predicted model, not a curated record